Messenger RNA from Hyaloscypha bicolor E, 1116 nucleotides. RefSeq lists its product as uncharacterized. NCBI's taxonomy places the organism in Eukaryota, Fungi, Ascomycota, Leotiomycetes, Helotiales, Hyaloscyphaceae. The record is from RefSeq and is a predicted model, not a curated record. The coding region runs from base 134 to 1012 and encodes 292 amino acids. The transcript has a single exon.
UAUCAGCGUUCGACGUCCUCCCAAAUGUGAGUCCCAGCGGCGGAGACCCUCUCCCGCAACGAUUGACGGUCGUGGAUUGCGGGUGUUGAUGUCGACCUAAAGUUGGAGGUUUGCUGGGGCGGAGACUCACGAGAUGGCAAGCGAAGCUCCACGCAGUAGCAGGGCAGGGCAGGGCAGGCAACUAAAGAGGGAGGGCGCAGCAAGCAGCCUGGGCACAAGACAAGACAAGACAAGACAACACCGCCCGCAAAAGUCGAACAACGCGCAACGCAGAAAGCCGGAUUCCUCACGCAGGCAGACGUCGCGGGAAGAAUGGACUGUGGCCGAGAGUGACGCACAGGAUGCCUUGGUCGUGAGCAGCGAGAAGGAAAUUGGCUGCGGAGAGAGGGACGAGCAAAUCCAGGGGCAGCACAGCACGGCCAGGUCGUUGGGCGCCGGGCGUCUUAACGACCACCGUACAAAUUACAAUACUGGAGCAAGACGGGUGCCGUACCAAGGAGCAGAGAGCCGUUGCUGUUGCACGGCAGUGUCCGUUCUAUGUGAGUCUGUGUUUCUCUGCAAGCAGAUGCGGUGUGCAAGUGCCAUUCCCUUUGAAUUCUCACUACGCAGAACGUUUGGAGGAAGGGUUAGAAGACUGGAAGACUGGAAGACUGGAAGUCUGGAAGUCCGGAAGGAGAAGACGAUUCGUGUAACUGCAGACAAAAGGGCCACCAGAGAGCAGAUGAUUCCAAACAGUCAAAUAUCACCUCUGAAUCAAUGUCCUGCUUCUCACUCAGCCUUCAACCACCCCUUCGUCUGUGCCGAGCAGUCAGCAAGGACUUCUGGAAGCAAAGAAUCGCUCAAGCGCAGUCAGCCUCCGCCCCCAGAUCACGCUUUGAUCCCAUCCCCAUUCGCCAGCAAAUUUAGGAUUAGUGUCGACUUUGAAGGAUUCUUCAGCUUCCCUUGUCGGAUGCUUUGCCGUGAUUGGCCUCGCUCAGGGGCUGACAGACACAGUCCUGAGUUCUCGCAUUAACCCUGGCUGCACGGAUAUUACAAGUAAUUGGCUGAGUCCACCGUGGCAGAGGCUGGAACUCGGCCAGUUCAAGCUAUCUUUGGCCUUGGAGGACUUUGGCCUCG